Messenger RNA from Penicillium bovifimosum, 1554 nucleotides. RefSeq names its product DNA-(apurinic or apyrimidinic site) lyase APN1. Gene Ontology annotation, molecular function: phosphoric diester hydrolase activity; DNA-(apurinic or apyrimidinic site) endonuclease activity; DNA binding. Gene Ontology annotation, biological process: base-excision repair. The transcript is spliced from 5 exons. NCBI's taxonomy places the organism in Eukaryota, Fungi, Ascomycota, Eurotiomycetes, Eurotiales, Aspergillaceae. The record is from RefSeq and is a predicted model, not a curated record. Bases 1 to 1554 code for a protein of 517 amino acids. Gene Ontology annotation, cellular component: nucleus; mitochondrion.
AUGUGUUGCGAAGAGCCCGAGUCGCCUACACGCGCAGACUCUGGAUCCAAGAUCAACCACAAACGGAAUCUCAGCAAUGGAACAGCGGAGCUGUCACCACUUAGACGAUCCAAACGCCAGAAAUCUACUACAAAUUUGAAGGAACUUUCGUCUCCGGAAGUUUCAGAGUCCGAAGAAGUUAUUCUUGCAUUGAAAGAGGAGGUUGACGAAAACACUCCGCCAGUUGACAGUGCGAAGGCGAAGAAAAAGAAGACUCCGAAGCCUCCGAUCAAGAAAGAGUCGAACGAAGACAACGAAGACAUCAAACCCAAGAAGAAAGCAAGGAAGUCUAAGAAAGAGCAAGAGGCCGAGGCUAUGCCUUUGGCACCGCGGACCAAGGGUCUGCGCAUGCUUGUUGGUGCUCAUGUUAGUGCUGCAAAAGGUGUCUUCAAUUCUAUACACAAUUGUGAGCAUAUCGGAGGAAAUGCAUUCGCCUUGUUCUUGAAGUCACAGCGCAAAUGGGAGAACCCGGCUCUCCCUGACGAUCAUCGUGAUCAAUUUCGUAAACUCUGUGCAGAGAAGGGAUAUGAUGCAGCUAAACAUGUGCUCCCUCAUGGCUCCUACCUCGUCAAUUUGGCCCAAAAUGACAAAAUCAAGGCCAAACAAGCGUACACAUCUUUCCUGGAUGACCUUCGCCGUUGCGAGGCCCUUGGAAUAACACUUUACAACUUCCACCCAGGAAGUACCAACCAGACACCUCUGCCAGAAGCACUUUCUCGCUUGGCAGAGAUGCUGACCAAGGCUAUCACCGAAACAGAAACCGUCGUCCCAGUCUUGGAAACAAUGUGCGGCCACGGCAACACAAUCGGUGGCGCACUGUCCGACUUCCGCGAUUUACUAGCGUUAAUUCCUAAGGAACAUCACUCCCGCAUCGGCAUCUGCAUCGACACCUGCCACAGUUUUGCAGCAGGCUAUGACCUGACCACGUCGGAAGGAUUCAAAGCCUUCCUCGCUGAAUUUGAUGAGCUGAUCGGAAUCAAAUUCCUCCGAGCUCUGCACCUCAAUGACUCCAAAGCACCCCGCGGGAGCAAGCGCGACUUGCACGCCAAUAUCGGCACAGGAUUCCUCGGUCUACGUGCGUUCCACAAUGUAAUGAACGAGCCGCGUUUCGAGGGAUUACCCAUGGUUCUUGAGACACCUAUUGAUCGAGUCCCAGAACCUGACCCAGCUAAUGCGGAUGGUGCCGAGGGCAGUGGGAGCGACUCCGAAAAGAAGAAGAAGCCAAAGAAGGUCUCUAAAAGGCCUGCUAGCGCGGGUCCAGCUGCGGUUCCUGAUCCGGGUGUGUGGGCACGUGAGAUUAAACUUCUUGAGUCGUUGAUUGGGAUGGAUCCUGAGGGCGAAGAGUUCCGAACUCUCGAGGCUCAACUUUCGGAGGAGGGUCGUGCGGAACGUGAAAAGCAUCAGGACCAGUAUGAACGCAAGACUGAGGCAGAGGCGAAGAAGAAGGCGAAGGCGGCAGGCAAAGCGAAGGGACAGAAAAGUCUCAUGGAUAUGAUGAAGGGUGCCGAGGAGUAG